Messenger RNA from Epithele typhae, 3462 nucleotides. Its product is annotated as kinase-like protein. The record is from RefSeq and is a predicted model, not a curated record. The transcript is spliced from 8 exons. Gene Ontology annotation, biological process: protein phosphorylation. Gene Ontology annotation, molecular function: protein serine/threonine kinase activity; ATP binding. Lineage: Eukaryota; Fungi; Basidiomycota; Agaricomycetes; Polyporales; Epitheliaceae. Bases 1 to 3462 code for a protein of 1153 amino acids.
AUGCCUGGCAAGAACAUUGUCGCCCCCGUCGUCCUCCCCGGGCGGAGAACGCGUACAGAAGAUGGUCCAUGGGCGAUCAGCGCCGCGGAGACGCCCCACGACCCGAGCUCGUACAGUCUGUACGUUAAGACCCCCACUCAUAAUCUCACCUUGACGCGCACGGCGCAAGAAAUCGUCGAGCUACAUGCCAAGCUGCGAGACAACUUCCCCGGUAUGAGGCUCCCCACACCCCCCAUCGACGCGUCCUCCCUCCCUGUGCCCCCGAAGCGCAAGUCAGCUUUCCUCAACACGCUCUCGCGCCUCGCUUCCCCCUCUGGCAGCAAGUCCGCUAAUGGGCGCAACGCAUCGGGUCGCCAGCCCUCGAAAAGCGUUCCAAGCAGUGCUUCGCCGAGCUCCUUCUCGUCGACCGUCCAGACCCCCAUCGCCACUCCGUCGAACGAGAUCGGCGACCCAUUCACCGAGAUUGGAGAAAACGGAGAAGACAUCUCUGCCCUCAUCGCGUCCAACAACAAAGUCGUCACCUCGCUCGUUGCGUACCUCACCGCCCUGGCCAACGACGCCACCGUUCGCGCGUCCCGCCCGUGGAAGAGGUUUGUCAGGGUUCGCACGGACGACCUCCAGAGCGUCCGGGUCGAACGCGCCGUCAAGCGGGUCCGGUCGGACUUGGCGGCUCACGUUAGCCCCGGGAAAUCGACGGAGAUGCAGCGUUCAAUCAGCCAAGUGGUGUUGGACGAAGACAAUAGAGCGACGGAGGGACCCGUGAGCGAGCAGAGUGGCGGGGCGGAGGAUGCCGACGGGGAGCGCGAAGCUGAGGAGGGCACUGCUGAAGGCCCCGAAGACCGGGCCCCGACCCCAAUGUCCCCGAAGCCUUCCACGACGUUCGUGGAGCCACGGAAACCGGAUGCCGACGAAGACGAGAAGUCCCCACACACACCGGUACAGUCGGAGGCGUCGUGGAAGCAACGUUCUCAAUCUGCGGAUCCCACGACCCGGAGCUCGCGGCUGUACUCGACCCCGUCAACAAACUCGCAAACCGAGACGGGCGACGACUCUUCAGUGUCGACGACGGAGCGACGUGUGCGGAAGAAACGCUCGAAGUCGAAGGACCCCAACCUCGAGAAGAAGUCGCAGCGGAAGGUUGUCGUCGAUGACUUUGAGAUGAUGCGGGUUCUGGGCAAAGGGUGCGCAGGCAAGGUUCUUCUCGUCCGCCACAAGUCGUCGCAGGACGUGUACGCGCUCAAGGCCAUCACCAAGCGGCAUGUUCUUGCGCACCAGGAACUGCAACACACGCUCACGGAGCAGGCGGUGCUGAAACGCAUGGCGGCGAACAAUUCGGAUCCAUUCGUGGUGAAGCUGUGGUGGAGUUUCCACGACAAGGACAACUUGUUCCUCGUCAUGGACUUUCACCCCGGUGGUGACCUUGCCACCCAGCUAGCGCGAUGGGGCCGGCUAGGUCGCGAUCGCGCUCGCUUCUACGCCGCCGAGAUCGUCGAGGGUGUCGAGGGUUUGCACAACGCCGGUGUCAUCUACCGCGAUCUCAAGCCAGAGAACAUCCUCAUCGGUGCCGAUGGGCAUAUCGUUCUCACCGACUUCGGUCUCUCCAAGGAGUUCCCUCGACGAACCGCCGCGAUUACCGCGCCUCCCACGCCGUCAGGUUCGCGUGGGGAGUUCCUCGACAAUGGGUCCGUACCACCUGUCCCCGCCAGCCCCCACUGGAUGAAGGGCGACGCGAGCAGCGACAAGUGGACCGCUGGACUGAACGACACGACGACGACGUUCUGCGGGACUGCCGAAUACCUCGCCCCCGAAGUUAUCCAGGGCUUACCGUACAGUUAUGAGGUUGACUGGUGGAGCUUCGGGACGAUGCUGUACGAGAUGCUCACAGGCAUCACUCCGUUCUGGGCGGAAAACCAUUCGGACAUGUACUACCGAGUGUUGCAAGACGAGUUGCAGUUCCCGGAGGAUCGAACGAUGGAUCAGGAUACGAAGAGUUUGAUUCGUGGGCUGCUUCAACGCAAUCCCGCACUCCGGAUGAAAGAACCCAGGGUCAAGAAGCACCCCUACUUCUCAAUGAUAGACUGGUCUCAUGUGUAUUAUAAACGCUACAUACCCCCGUAUAUUCCUCCCAUCGAUCCAUCGAAUGCCUCCGAUACCCAGAACUUCGACGAUACCUUCUUGGGAAUGGAACCUGUAAUCAAGGACGAGAAUGAGGAGGAGGCGGAGACGGAUCAAGAACGCACCGACGGCGAAGACUCGGCUACGACGCCUUCGCAGUCACGCAGCCCCUCCGUCCAUCAGCUCGACGACGACUCCGUGGACGUCUUCGAUGGCUACUCGUUCAAGGGACGGCAUUCGGUCAUCAUCGAUGACGAUGAGGAGGACGGAGAUGGGGAAGACGACGAGGAAGAAGAAGAGUCGAUCAGUGUACCCAGCCUCGACGACGUUCUGCCCGAAGAGCUGCCCACCUCCGACUCUGCUGUUGCGGUUCCAGAAGUCGAGGAGGUCUCCGUGCCGGAAGAUGUUGGUGAGCCCAAGACUCCGGAAGCCCGGCCGGCAACCUUACCCGUUGAGGCCGAACCAUCCAUCGUUGAGGAGCCCAAGACUCCCUCUGCGGAGCCUGCUGCACCAGCUACCCCUGUGGUGGACGCUGCUCCUGCUGUUCCCAAGGCCGCACAUGCGGCGGCGGCUGCGGCGACUCGUACUGCGGAAGACAUGAACAUCCGCACCGCUCCCAAAGUCCGUCCCGCGAAGGUCGCCCGAAACCGGAGGGAGAAGUCGGGUAUUCCAGCCCUCGACAAAGACCUCCCCGAUGCCACAGAAGACGAAGGGCGCGACGAGGACGACGAUGAUUGGGACUUCGUCGAGGCGGGUGGCAUGCUCGUCGAGGAGCGCAAUGGCGCCAAGGGCACGAGUCUGUUCGCGCGUGGGGUCGUCGAUCGCUACAAGCUUUCAGUAUUCCGCAAGAGUACCCCGCGGCGAUCUGGCCCACGCUCUUUCUCCGGCGUCUCCGUCGAGUCCGAGACCAUUGUCUCCGAGAGUUCCCCUUCACCUUCGGAGAAGCAGCGCCGCGGGCGGACUCCCGGGCUUACGUUCCGCAAACACCCAAAGCAGUUCCUCAAACAGAAGAGCCCUCCCCCGUCGACGCGGUCGCAGAAAUCGCUCGCUACGUCAAUGACCGCGACGCUCUCCGCAGCGUCGACUGUCUCGAGUACCGGCUUCCUCACACCUUCUCCGUCUCAGGGCGGGGUAUCGCCGUCGCUCAAGUCGAAGGAGUCUGCGCUGUCCAUGGGCGCGCCGAGUGAAGCCUCGGACACAUCUGGAGACCGCGACCCGGCGCAUGAUACGAUCAGGCUCGGGGCGGUCGGCGGCGGAGAGGAAGAGAAGCAGCACAAAAACAAGGUGUUGAAGAAGUACAAAGAAGGGGCGGAGAAAGUGCUCUCCAUCUUCCAAUCACCGCGGUAG